Rhagoletis zephyria (snowberry fruit fly) is the source of this 2424-nucleotide messenger RNA. Lineage: Eukaryota; Metazoa; Arthropoda; Insecta; Diptera; Tephritidae. The record is from RefSeq and is a predicted model, not a curated record.
AUGGCAGCCAUGUCUGAAAAACCUGAUAAGGAGCAGCAAGUGCCCUUUCCCCCAAAUGCACUGGAGAUCUUCUGCCGUCUUCGAGCACAGCCGAGCACAGAGAAUGCCGCAGAGAGCAACCCGUUGAUACAUCGACAGAGCGACACCGUCCUCUCCCUCCGGCGCGCCAACUCGCCCAACACCGAACAGCAGUUCACCUUUGAGCACAUCUUCGACGUGGACUGCAGCCAGCGACAACUCUUCCACCGAGUGGCCGCACCAAAGAUUGCCGCCCUCCUCUCGGGUGAGGGCGACGGGCUGAUCUUCGCCUAUGGCACCACUGGCUCGGGCAAGUCCUUCACCAUUGGCGGGCAGCCGGGGAAGCCAGGACUGGUGCCAAACGCCAUUGCCAGUCUCUUCAGUCAGCUCGCUGGUCGACUGAGCACUGCCAACAUAGUCGACGAUGGACUGAAUUACUACACCAUCGAGAGUGGUGGCAGCUUGCCAAAUGAUGCUGAUGAAGACGAUGGUGGAAAGGGCAUCAUUGAAAAGUGGCUCGCAUUAGCUACCAACUUUGUUGUUGAUGAGGCAAAGGUCGUCAAUCGCAUUCAAAGACGCCGCUACGCUGUCUUCAUCAGCUUUGUGGAGAUCUACAACAACUACAUCUACGAUCUGCUGAAAGGAGGUGGAAAACCGCCAGGUGGUCCCGGUCAGCAGACAAUGACACCAGUGGAUGUCGGUGUUGACGGGCGUCGUCGACCUGCUCUGCAGCUUCGACUGGACGUCGGCCGCUCGACGGUGGCCACACACAAGAGCACCAACUUUUCAGUGUACGCUCACGGCGCCCGACAGGUGCAGGCAAAGACGGCCAAACAGGCGAUGCGACUCUUUCUGCAGGGACUGGCAAACCGACAGACUGCCGCCACCCAACUGAACCUCACCUCCAGUCGAUCCCACUCAGUCUUCACCAUCAAACUGGUCAGCUACGAGGAGCCUCAAAAUGCAGUCAUUCAACCUCAACUGUUCACGGUGAACCAGCUGAGCGUCGUCGACCUGGCCGGAGUGGAGCGCAGCAAGUGGUCCAAAGUGAGCGGAGCGGCGCUUGCCGAGACGUCGAACAUCAACAACUCACUGCUGACGCUGCGCAACUGCUUCCAGGUGAUGCGACUGAAUCAGCAGCAGCAGCAGCAGCAGGCAAGUUCGUCAACACGUUCAGCCGCCACUGCUGCCGUUGUGCCCUACCGAAAUCACAAGCUGACCUACCUGCUGAAGAGCUUCUUUGAGGGCGGCCAGUCGAACAUCAGCAUGAUCAUCUGCCUGAAUGCAUUGGCUGACGCCGAGGAGAACGCUCAGGUGCUCGCUUUCUGCAGCAAAGCACAGGAGGUGCUCAUUGUUAAGCAGCAAAAAGAGCAGGAGAACUUUGAGGUGGACGAAGAGGUGCUGGUGGAUGCAAAUGAUGACCACCUGACGUCAAUUGUAAACAGCUUUACUCUGACUCGUCCUCAUGAGGGCAAAGCAGAGCCCCUGGAAACAAUGACAACCAGCGCCGACUUUGCUGCCUUUAUCAGUCAGACCGAGCAGUACCUGAGUGCACAUGCCAGCGAAGCUACCUUGCUGAUAGACACUUGGAACCAAAGCAUGCAACAGUUGUCUGACUUUCUGAAACGCUACCCGCCCGAACGCCAGGAUCUCCGACAGUCCUUCUGCCUGAACGAGCGUACCUUCUACUCGCUAAAGACGUCCGCUCGCAUCGUCUCUCUGCUGAAGCCGCCACCAAAAGGCCGCAAAGGCUGUGGUCGAGCUUCCUGUAAGCUGUACCGCGCCAGACAACUCCGCUCCGAACUGAGCAGCAUUACUGCUAAUGAAACGCCCAUCAUUCUCUCUCGAGGGCCACCGAGUACUGCUGCUGUGCCUGGCGGUGGCAGUGUUGCAAAUGCCAACGGCAAGCUGAAGAACUCUCAGCUGCUCUACCAGAGCAACGCCCACCUUCUGAGGGAGCUCACGCGAGAGCUGACCAGUUGGCAGGCGGCCAGUGUGGACGCCGCCAUGAAACAGCAGGGCGCCAGAGCUGAGCUGGCCGUCUACAUCAAUCGAGGCAACAAAGGUGGCGGCGGAGGAAGCGUGGGAGCUGGUGUUGGUGGCUCAGUGAAGAAGAAGUUGGACGUCUUCAAUCGACUGUACCUGCAGACGCCUGCUCGCUACAAGACCGCAGCUGCAGGGGUUGCCAGAACUAGAGCAACAGCCAACAACAACAGAGGCAAAGUGUCAAAGUUGUGCGCCUUCUUCACGCCGCCCUCAUCGGCGCAGCAGCCUAAAAAUGCUACUACUACCACUGUGGCUGCUUCUGACACCGGCGGCAAUUCUACGCCUCGCAAAGCCCAUCCUUCAAUGGCCGCCUCGAAGACUGUUGUCCAGUCCAUGUGCAAGCGGUUCAAUGACAUGUAA